CGUCCAUCUCCAUUAUCAACUUACCUCAAGUUUAAGCCUCGCAUACCUUCCGAAUUUUCCAAUGGCCCGUACCAAGCAGACCGCCCGCAAGUCGACUGGAGGCAAAGCUCCACGUAAACAACUCGCAUCCAAGGCAGCUCGCAAGACCGCUGCUGUUCCCGCCGGAGGUGUCAAGAAACCUCAUCGCUUCCGUCCUGGUACCGUUGCUCUCCGUGAAAUUCGUCGUUAUCAGAAAUCCACGGAGCUCCUCAUCCGCAAGCUCCCAUUCCAACGUCUUGUGCGUGAGAUCGCACAGGAUUUCAAGACCGAUCUCCGUUUCCAAUCCUCUGCUGUCAUGGCACUCCAGGAAGCCGCUGAGGCUUACCUCGUCUCGCUGUUCGAAGAUACCAAUCUCGCAGCUAUUCACGCCAAGCGUGUCACCAUUCAACCUAAAGACCUUGCGCUUGCUAGACGCCUGCGUGGAGAGCGAUCAUAAGUUAGUGACUGAGUAAUAAUUUUAAAGUGUUGUAUUUGUCUUGUAAUCGGGUUCUGCGAGCUUCUGUAUGAAUGAUACCAUCUUUCUUCUGCCCAAGA
Suillus bovinus is the source of this 573-nucleotide messenger RNA. RefSeq names its product histone H3. The coding region runs from base 62 to 475 and encodes 137 amino acids. The transcript is spliced from 4 exons. Gene Ontology annotation, cellular component: nucleosome. Gene Ontology annotation, molecular function: structural constituent of chromatin; protein heterodimerization activity; DNA binding. The record is from RefSeq and is a predicted model, not a curated record. Lineage: Eukaryota; Fungi; Basidiomycota; Agaricomycetes; Boletales; Suillaceae.